Tinamus guttatus (white-throated tinamou) is the source of this 2331-nucleotide messenger RNA. Lineage: Eukaryota; Metazoa; Chordata; Aves; Tinamiformes; Tinamidae. The record is from RefSeq and is a predicted model, not a curated record.
GUCCUCCUGGAACUAAGAUGAUGGUGGCGACAGACAAGGUUGCAGGGAAGCUGAGCUCCACUCUCUCAUGGGUGAAGAACACGGUAUCGCACAGAGUCAGUCAAAUGGCCAGCCAGGUGGCAAGUCCAUCUGCCUCGUUACACACUACAUCCUCCUCUACCACGCUGUCCACGCCAGCGUUAUCACCAUCGUCACCGACACAGCUGAGUCCAGAUGACUUGGAAUUACUGGCUAAGCUUGAAGAACAGAACAGACUUUUGGAGACUGAUAGCAAAUCUUUGCGAUCAGUAAAUGGCUCAAGAAGAAAUAGUGGAUCUUCUCUUGUGUCUAGUUCAUCGGCUUCUAGUAAUCUCAGCCAUCUUGAAGAAGACUCAUGGAUCCUGUGGGGAAGGAUUGUAAAUGAAUGGGAAGACGUACGGAAAAAGAAAGAAAAGCAAGUUAAGGAGCUCGUUCGAAAGGGGAUACCUCAUCACUUCCGAGCCAUCGUGUGGCAGCUCCUGUGCAGUGCCCAGAGCAUGUCCAUUAAGGAUCAGUAUUCGGAGCUCUUGAAAAUGACCUCUCCUUGUGAGAAACUAAUAAGAAGGGACAUUGCUAGAACAUACCCUGAACAUGAUUUUUUUAAAGAAAAAGACAGCCUUGGACAGGAGGUUUUAUUUAAUGUAAUGAAGGCUUACUCUUUAGUGGAUCGUGAGGUUGGAUACUGUCAAGGAAGUGCUUUUAUAGUGGGAUUAUUGCUUAUGCAGAUGCCAGAAGAAGAGGCAUUUUGUGUGUUUGUUAAAUUAAUGCAAGAUUACCGACUACGAGAGCUGUUUAAACCGAGCAUGGCUGAGCUGGGCCUUUGUAUGUACCAGUUUGAAUGCAUGAUACAGGAGCAUCUUCCAGAGCUUUAUGUGCACUUUCAGUCUCAGAGUUUCCACACUUCUAUGUAUGCAUCAUCAUGGUUUUUAACUAUAUUUCUUACAACUUUUCCACUACCAAUUGCAACAAGAAUAUUUGAUAUCUUUAUGUCUGAGGGUUUAGAGAUAGUAUUUCGAGUAGGUUUAGCAGUUCUUCAGAUGAACCAAGCAGAGUUACUGCAACUUGACAUGGAGGGAAUGUUACAGCACUUUCAAAAGGUCAUUCCACAUCAGUUUGACAGUGGUCCAGACAAAUUAAUCCAAGCAUCUUACCAAGUCAAAUACAAUGCAAAAAAGAUGAAAAAGUUAGAAAAGGAAUACACUACAAUAAAAACAAAAGAAAUGGAAGAACAAGUUGAAAUUAAAAGGUUACGAACUGAAAACAGACUUUUGAAACAGCGCAUCGAAACAUUAGAAAAAGAAAGUGCUUCCUUGGCAGAUAGAUUGAUACAGGGACAAGUGACAAGAGCCCAGGAGGCUGAGGAAAACUACCUCAUAAAACGGGAGCUGGCCACCAUCAAACAGCAGAGUGAUGAGGCCAUUACUAAACUGGAGCAAGCUGAGAAAACCAUCAGGGAGCUCCAGCAGCAGCAGCAAUGGCAUAAAUGCAGUUCACGAUACAGUGAAGACUUUGUGCUACAGCUGGAAAAAGAGUUGGUCCAAGCCAGACUGAGUGAAGCUGAACAUCACUGUGCCCUGAAGGAGAUGCAAGAUAAAGUUCUAGAGAUGGAAAAGAGGAACAGCUCUUUACCUGAUGAAGAAAAUGUUGCUAGAUUACAAGAAGAACUGAUUGCUGUAAAACUAAGGGAAGCAGAAGCUCUGAUGGGUCUCAAAGAACUAAGGCAGCAAGUCAAAGACUUGGAGGAACACUGGCAGCGUCAUCUAGCUCGCACAACUGGAAGAUGGAAAGAUCCUCCCAGAAAAAACACCGUGAAUGAGCUCCAGGAUGAGCUCAUGACAGUGCGACUGAGAGAAGCAGAAACUCAAGCAGAACUCAGAGAGAUCAAACAAAGAAUGAUGGAGAUGGAAACACAGAAUCAGAUCAACAGUAACCACUUACGGAGGGCGGAACAAGAGGUUACCAACCUUCAGGAAAAAGUACAGUGUCUUUCUGCACAGAACAAGGGACUUCUUGCUCAGCUGAGUGAAGCAAAACGAAGGCAGGCAGAGAUUGAAUGCAAGAGCAAAGAAGAAGUGAUGGCAGCAAGGCUCCGUGAGGCAGACCGCAUUGCAGCUAUGGCUGAGCUCCAGCAGCAUGUUGCUGAAUUAGAAAUCCAGAAAGAAGAAGGAAAAAUUCAAGGACAGCUUAAUAAAUCUGACUCUAACCAGUAUAUCAGAGAACUGAAAGAUCAGAUAGCUGAGCUGCAUCAUGAGGUAAGUGAUAAAAUUCUACUGUCUUUGAGCACUUGCACCUUUUGUCAGAUCUUUUAAGCAU